Mytilus trossulus (common blue mussel) is the source of this 2791-nucleotide messenger RNA. RefSeq names its product baculoviral IAP repeat-containing protein 7-A-like. Gene Ontology annotation, biological process: negative regulation of apoptotic process; positive regulation of protein ubiquitination; regulation of cell cycle. NCBI's taxonomy places the organism in Eukaryota, Metazoa, Mollusca, Bivalvia, Mytilida, Mytilidae. The transcript has 9 exons. Gene Ontology annotation, molecular function: ubiquitin protein ligase activity; cysteine-type endopeptidase inhibitor activity involved in apoptotic process. Gene Ontology annotation, cellular component: cytoplasm; nucleus. The record is from RefSeq and is a predicted model, not a curated record. The coding region runs from base 5 to 1834 and encodes 609 amino acids.
AACGAUGGAAACACGAACGAAACAUAACAAUACUUGUCAUCGCAUGGCUUCAACAUUGCUUCAUGCUUCGAAAAUUAAUACCAUGAAGAAAAACUACAUUUUAGCUUUUAUACGGAUAAGCCAGACAGGCGAAAUUUACAGUUCUCCAUUAAAGUAUGCACCAUCAAAAGAAAUUGAUUUGCAUUCGAGAACGCAUAACAGACGUAGCCGUACUGCCAGAAUACCACAAAAAUGGCAUGUACAAUUCGUAGAUAUGUUGCGGAGUACGUUUUUGUCAUGGCCUACAAAAGAAGGAAAAUGGUGGCCUGUAAUGCUUCAGGAUGCUGGGUUUGUUUACCUUUAUCAUGAACUUGAUUUGCAAUGUACUGAAUGUAAAAUUAAAACAUCGGUUAAAGAUUGGUUUAACAAAGAAACACCAAAGCAGGCACACGCUCGUAUAAACCCAAAUUGUCCUCUUGUUAAGCGAGCGUUUAAAGAAAAGAUUGAGAUGGAUGGAUCUGACAUAAACCAUGCAUCAAACACUCAAUCUGAUACUUCUCAUCAGCCUUCAUUGGAUGGUCAGAUAAUUAUAAAUGGAUUCAGACCACAGAUUCUAGUAACGAAACCCGUAGAAAAUUUGACAGUUUCAACGAAAAGUGAACAGAAUAUAGACAAGUCAAAUACCCAGAUACCGCUCAUUGAACCCAUAUUCAACAGACCAUUUGAUUCGAUUCAGCAAACAACUGAUGCUAUGAAUAGUCAACUUACCAUUGAUGCUAACUUCUCCAGAUUGGAAGAACCAGAAUAUAAAUAUCCUCAGUAUCAAUCUUAUUCAUCAAGACUCAGGUCAUUUGACCACUGGAGAUUUGCACACAAACAAACACCUCAGUGUCUGGCCGAAGCUGGGUACUUUUACACUGGAGACAAUGAUAUUGUUCGAUGCUUUUGUUGUGACUUGGGAUUAGCAGAAUGGGAUUCAAAGGAUAAUGCAUGGACUGAGCAUGCUCGUCACAACCCGAAAUGUCACUUUCUAAAGAACAAAAAGGGAGAUGAGUACAUCGAAAAUAUUCAACAAGAUUGGCGUAAGAUUUAUAAUGCCAAGCAUGCUGCCUUUGAUGACAAGAUGUCUCGUAUAGCAACGUUUGAUGGAGAUUGGAGGAGAGAUAUUGAACAAACCCCUGAAAUACUAGCUGAUGCUGGUUUCUUUUAUACAGGCGAAGAAGAUGUUGUUCGCUGUCAUUACUGUGAUGGAGGACUGCGACACUGGGAGCAAGGCGACGUCCCAUGGGAAGAACAUGCGCGAUGGUUCCCGUUUUGUAAAUUUUUAAUCAAAAUGAAAGGUAGAGAAUUUAUAGAAGAAAUAAAAAGAAAAACAGAGGAGAGACGCAGUGCUGAAAACAAUUCUACACCGGGAGAACACAGCCACGGAUUGUCAGAUAAUUUAAAAGACAAUGCAGUUGUAAAAGAACUUCUAAGUAUGGAUUUCAAGGUUGAUGACAUCAAAUAUGCGAUUGAUCGAUACAUUAAAUCAAAAGGAGACAAUAAUUUCUGUGUGGAAGAUCUUAUAGAUUUAAUCUUUCAAAGGCCAAACGAAGAGACUAAACAAAGUCCAUUUGCAGUUAGCAAUAUCAUCAUCACAGAGAAGCCGGAGGAAAAUGAUCCUAAGAAGAUCCUUGAGAUGAAUAGGAAGUUGAAAGAAAAAAUGAAAUGUAUACGCUGCAGAGUAAACGAUACAUGCAUGCUUUUUGUGAACUGUGGACAUCGGCUGACAUGUGAAAAAUGUGCAUAUGCAAUGGACUUCUGUCCAUAUUGCGAUACAAAAAUUAAGAAAAGGUUAAAGACGUUUUUGUCAUAGCAGUUCAAACUUAAAGGAAAACUAUUUUUUGACAGAACAAUCCUAAUCUAUAUCAAGUGGAAAAUUAUAGGAAGCAGUCUACAGCAAUUCCUCUGAAAUCGGGAACAGCUUUGUUCAACUCGAAACUAAUUCGAAGCACUUUAUACUCGACAUCAAUUGCAAACAUUCUGACGCAGCUUUGAAACAUUCGGAAGCCUGUAAAUAUCGAAAGAAGCAUGGACAAUACACACAUCGAACAUAUAUUUUCAAGCAUUUCUUUGAUGUUUUGACCUUAUAAACGGAAGAUAAACCCAAAGUUCAUUAUUGUAUUUUUCAAUGUUUAAUAUGUCAUUAAAAUUGCUAAGAAAUAAAUCAUAGCAGAUUACUAAAUAGAAUAAAAAAUCUCAAAAUCUCAAUUUAAAGUAAGUUGUUAAGAAAAAUAAUCAAGUAACUAUAUUGCUACAAAGGUGGGGGAAAUUUAUAAUUUCAAAAUUAAAAUCGUCUCGUUUGUCAUAUAUUCCGGUACUGAGAUGACUGUGUAAGUCAAAUUCGAGAUAUAAGUCUAAAAAUGAGGCGGAGGAAGCAGUGUCUGUUGUUUCUUUAAUUAAAAUCUAGGGGGAUAUAUUAAUGGAACCCAAUCAGAAAAGUUCGGAUCCUUUAUGGAAAAAACAUCAUCAAUAUAUAUCUGAAAGUGAAAUAAAACAAUGUGUUCUUUGAUCCUCUUGUUUUUGACAAGUGUCUGAAGGAAUUCUGAUUCAUAUGAAAAAGGUCAGCAAGGUUCUGCUGUGUAGCAUGUUUUACCUUUUUGUUUGUCACUAUUAACGAAAUAUGCCUUAUCGUACCCAAAGUAAUUAAUUUAGAGCGUAUCCUACAAUUUUUAUGUUGAAAGACAUUAUGGAUCAUAUCUUUUAGCCGAUUUUUAAAAUUCGCAUGGGGAAUGGUGAUAUGCAGGGUUGAAAAAUCUAAAGUUUUGAUAGA